Athalia rosae (coleseed sawfly) is the source of this 5467-nucleotide messenger RNA. Its product is annotated as proton channel OtopLc-like. Bases 2448 to 5432 code for a protein of 994 amino acids. Lineage: Eukaryota; Metazoa; Arthropoda; Insecta; Hymenoptera; Athaliidae. The transcript has 7 exons. Gene Ontology annotation, biological process: proton transmembrane transport. The record is from RefSeq and is a predicted model, not a curated record. Gene Ontology annotation, cellular component: membrane. Gene Ontology annotation, molecular function: proton channel activity.
AUCCGUGAGCGCGCAUCAACGACACGGACACCGCGCGGUGUACGUAGCGCGGUACCGAUCGACGAGAUCGCGUCACUAUUUUCCAUCGAUCGAAAUUCGCACAACAACAUAUGUAUCUGUAUCAUUGCAACGAGUCGUCGAGUCUUCUUCGCGUUGUUGACACCGCGUACCCUUGACGGUGUUUACCCGCGGGUCACCGGGCGCCGCGCCGUUACGACGGAGCUGGAUUCUCUUCACGUCGGAUACAAAACCUGAUUCUCUCGUACGUACGAGUUGUCGCGACAACUUCGGGGGUGUUUUGUCGCCAAUUAGUAGUUUUAUCGGUCGGCGACAUCUCCGUCUACGAUUAACUCUGUCGUACUAUCAUUUACUACACCGACGAGGCAUCGCUAUCUUAGAAGCGAGUCGAUGAAAUUCAACUACCGCCAUUGAAUUGCCGUGGUGAUCGAUCGAUCGAUCGACGGAAACGACCGGUCCUCGUAGUAUCGUUUGGAUUUCUGACUAGCGACGUCCAUUUCUUCGCUUCCCCAUUUCACCGGCAACGCGUGAUUUUCCACCUCUUUUACAUUCCUCCGGAUAUACUCCGCUGUGCGUACCCCAACCGGAAAAAUCCACCUGUCGUACUUGCUUUUCGUUCACCUGUUGUUGCUCGACGUCGCGAUCUUCUACCGGAAUGUUCGCGUGAAACGUGUCCGGCUAACCCCGGGUCGCAAUUAGACAGACGAAGGAGGAGAUGGGUUGGAAAAAGUCGAGGGAACGUCGCGUUCCGUUCCCUCGAUGGGAAACAGAUGUUUGUCGUAGAGCUUACAACGCAUAAUCGUGGGCUCUGCCGAGUCACAAUUCUCUCGCGGAGAGAGAUAAAUGAGGGAACCCGUCGAAUCCCCUGGGCGCAUUACAUCGUAAAAGUAACGGAGACGCGAGAGAUCGUACGCAUACUUAUGAAGUACGCCACGCGAAGUACCUGUAUGACCGGAAGCCGUUCGCUUUUACACGGUUCCAGGCGUCACGCAGACGGGGGCGAUUGAUGAAGCGGUGCAUUGAAUUUUUGAAUUACCCAUUAUACGCCGCGAAUGUCGCGCACGAUGACAUACCGCGCCUAUAAAUCCGACGAUUUCAGAUCCGCCGCGUAAUUCCGCGCUUAUAAAAUUGAAAUCACCGGUGUACGCGUUACACGUUGUAUCGCCUCGGGGACGAAGAGAAUUGCGAUCGAUUGCACGCCGUCCUUUUCUUGCCGGCGGAAUCUGUCGCGUGACGACUUCCAUUUCUCCAAUAACAGGCUGUAUUGUUAGCUAUGAAUGGCCGGGCAUCGGUCACGUCGAGUCAACGAAAAUGCCGUGUUUCGUUACAGAGCCGUUUGCCUCACGGCGUCUAUCUCCGUACUCGUGUAUUAUACGUCCGACUUGGGUAAACACGAUAAAGGAUCGCCCGCACUGUGCAUAAACUCUGUAACAUUACGACGACGGUGGUGGUACGGUGGUAUCCUCACUUUAUUCCUUCUUUUUCUGCGCUUCGUCAUUCAUUAUUUUCUUCCAUUUUAACGGUCGUCUCAUUUAUGCUUCAGCUGCAAAAUGCGCAGGCACGUGAAAUCGAACGGAUGGUCCGAUAUCGCGGUUAAUUUGUCGCAUGAUAAUUCGAAUGCGAGAAUCGAAUAUUCAAAUAACUUGGCACGGUCUCUUCGGAACGGAAUGAGAAUAACGCGUCAAAUGUAUCGGGUGGUCGUCAGUCUUCGUCAAUUCCGCCGUGCCGCGAUGAUUCAUGACGACGCUGCUUCCGAAUAUGAUACCCGCUGCUUGUAUCGCGGCGCGAUUCGAGGUAAACGUUCGACGCGCGUACCCUGGAACGAAGACAAUGAAUUUUAAAAUGUCGACCCGGGACCAGGGAAGGCUUGGCGUCGAAAGAAUGUGAAACGCGCGAGUUAGUUACCCUUGUCACGGGUGAGCUAGAUCCAUACCAUCGACCCGUAACCACCUCCAACCGCGCACGUCGGACGCACGGCUUGCGCGAAAAGGUUUCCCACGUCAUUUACUAUUUGUGGAUCAUCGGCUUUGGUUCGAAAAGCAGCGCGCGGGUCCUGUACGUACCUCGCAAUUCACAAUUGGUCGGAAGCCGGAGUUCGUAUUGUUCGGAAAAAUUAACCAGCCGCGCCCGUCCCGCGACGAUACCGGGCGGUUUUGCUCCAUUUUGUAUCGCCCGCCGCCGAUUGUCGUUACAGCGGUCGUUUCGCGGGUCGAAAUACUCGCGACAAUUUGUCACGGGGGAUAUUCGUCGGUGGUUCGCCGACGUUGGAAGAGGUGCACGACGAAUUCGACAGACCUGACACCGAUACGUGGAGAAAUCCGGCGCGGUCGGUUCACCCCGACUCUGAGACAUGUCCGGAUCGAACGAAACGUGACUUCCUGUUACGCAGCCGAUCCAUCGUCGACCAAUUUGGAAGCAGAGCGGGAAAUAUGGUGGCCGAACUAGCCGGCAUUUCUGCGGAGAACGCGGAGCAGAAAACUCGUGCCGAGUCCAGCACCGGAAGACCGAGACCGAGGUGGAUCCAAACGGCGACUCGCGAACCCGUCUACAGCGUUCUGGAUAGCAAUUACUCGGACAGCGGGACGAUUCUCAACGAUAACGUGGUGGUGAUCAGUGCGGUAAUCAGCGGCGAAGUUAACAGAAAAGUUAUAUCCGACGUAACGAGCGUCCGUCAAAAGGAAUCACCCUACGUUUGGCUACCGACAGAAACGGCGGGGUCGUCGGGCGACCCGUCGAACGUAGCCGAAGAGGAAGACCCGAUCUACAGCGUGGUCAGGAAACCGCGAAAAAUACGGCAAAGGGAAUCUUCGGAGACGUCCGAGCGUCGGCUAGAACUCGACAAGUGGCUACAUUCCGCCUCGCGGCUCACCGGACCGAGGUCCGACCUCACCGAGGAGCUGAAUUUUUUGGUAAAAGAUAGAGCGAUGUACGCGGCAAACGGCGAUCAAACAUUUGACUCGAGUCGGCGGGGAGGCGGCGUACGAGGACCCCCCGCGGGACUUAGCCGAGGAGUCGUAGGACUCGUUGGCCCGUACCGGGUCUACCCCGACCCGAACGAACGCAGGGAAUACAUUCUGAGGGAAGAGGAACUCGUAGAAGAAAUCGUCGACUCGGCGAGCGAAGUUGCGCCCGGAGAGAACGCGACGAUCGUACCGAACGAGCCCAAUCGUCGAAGGGCAAAAUGGAGAAUCAGGGAGGACGACGAAGAGACGCUCGUGCCGGAACCUCUCGAUCCAGAGGCGUGGAACGAUUCUCGAGGCGAAGAACCGGUCGAAGGUCCCGACGGAGAAUCCGAUGAUCUCGGAUGGAAGGAUGAGGGGAAUUCGAGACCACCGUCCGCCGGGAGAGAGAACCGGAGAGUUCGCGAGGGCGAUUCAUUCGGUGACGAGGCGUCGAUGAUUCUUCCGGGAAAACGGGAACGAGCCGUCGAUGUUCCGGAUGGCGCGUCGACCGCGUCGACGACGGACAACGUGAUCAAUGAACACCAGGACAAGGAUAGUCUGAACGAAACGGGCAGUACGGCGGGGGGCGCCGUGGAGGGUCACCCGAGUGGAAGUCCUUCGGGAGGCAGCGGCGGAAUCAGGGACGGCGUGCCGCUGUCCGGCUCAUCGUCCACUUCUCCGCCCCCUCGGUCGUUGGUAUCGCGAAUUCUCGCACGUGCUCGUUCGCCCCACGACCUCUUGGAACACUCGGAACCAUUCUCGCAAUUAUGGGUGGUUUUAUCGAAUCUUUACGGAAAAUUGGUAGUGGUUGUUAUGCUGGCUCUUUGUCUCGCCGAAGUAAUGGAUACGCCGGUACCUCUGCACAGUCUCCAGGGUGUAUUUCUGAUGUACCUCUACGUCGGGAGCAUCGCAGUUAUCAUCGGUAUUUAUUUAUGGGUCCUCGUGGACAGCUGCAGCAGCAUGAGCGGUGGUUCGAACGGGGUCGAAGAUGCCGAACUCGGAGGUGCUUCUCUCACAAGAUUUGGUUCGUUAAAACGAGCACACAUCUCUCGGACUAGGACUGCCCCGACUAGUUUUUACAUCCGGGUCGGAGCUCUGCUUUUUGGUCUUGCAACGCUAGUUUUUAACGGACUAGAAAUGGCGAUGCACUCGAUGAUGCAGGGGGACAAAUGUUACAACGAGAUCGUCUUCGUGCAUCCGGUUCUUCACGGGCUCUUCACAUUCCUGCAGAUGCACUUUCUCUUCGUAAACUCUCAAGUUAUCGUAGAACGAUUCGGACUUGUAGCUAGAUUUGGAUUUACUCAUUUGGCCGCGACAAAUGUUGCAGUUUGGGCGAGGCUCGUUAUAUGGGACUCUGCCCAAGAGUGGACGUAUCUCGUCCAUCUGGCCCAGCAGGGACCUGAUGACGUGACGUCGCCCUUGCAUCUUCGUGGUUUUCCCGAGUCAAUCACUCGACACGUUCGCGAUUUGAUCGGUGAGCCUGUACCGAGUAAUGCCAUAUUCAAUCCGUAUCAACCGAUAUCCGAUCAACAGAUUUCCCAGGUGGUUGAGCUUCACGACUGUCUCAAUACAAACACCCUGGGUCGUCUCUGGACCUCUAGUGUGCCGUUCCUCUAUCCAUUUAUAGUGCAGUUCAGUCUGAUCGCCGCAGCUGUUACCUACGUGAUGGGUCAAAAUGUUGGUCGCAAUCGUUUGUCGCACAAGCACAAGUUCCAUGUAACUAAAGACCUGUCCGUCGAUACCAGGAUAGGAUGCGAUGGAUCGAGCAAGGGUCUCUUUUUGGGUAUACUCUGCAUGGUAGCGGGUAUCGUUGUAAUAAUAAUCUUUCUCGUAGUCAAAGAUGACGAAAAUUUCCCUACGGAAACUUUAUCUUGGCUCACCUGUGGCACUCCUAUUGGAAUACUGGCAUUAAGUGGACUAAUGACCGCUAGUGGACUCGUUCAGGUCAGACAAAUGUCCGUCGUUACCAGAGCUCCGGCUACUCUGGAUGGGCUCCUAUCGAAUGUAUCUUUGUUCGGGGUUCAGCUGUAUUCUGUGUUUACCUCGGUUGUGGCUGCCUGUUCAUUGGCAACAAUGGAUGACAAGUCUGAGAAUUUUAGAGCAAGAUACAUCGUGCUACUGGUCGUCUCUGUCCUACAACUGGUUCAGUGUUGUGCCCAAAGUACGUUGAUCGCCGAGGCUUCCAAGAGAUCUUGUAUAACCAGAAUCCAAAUGAUAGCCAAGCCUGCGAGACAGGUCAUCACUUUUCUGCUCUUCAGCAACGCCGUUCUCUGGGCAUUUGAUACCGUCGUCACACAGAGCUGGCUGUCGCAAGAACUACAGCUCAGAUUUUUUGGAGUACUCGCAUGGGGGGUGAUUUCUAGGAUCGGACUGCCUCUUCUAGUGUUUUACAGAUUUCACAGUUGCGUCCUCCUCCUUGAGGCGUGGAGUAAAUGCUACAGAAUGCCGCGGGGCGAACAUCCGCUCAACUGACAGCGUAGGAUCACUAACAGUGUCCCUUACAACGG